GACCACCUGUGCAGAUCCACUCCAUGCUCCAAACCCAGUCGAAGACAAGACUAGUUGGCGCAAACUGUCCCGGAAUCAUUUCGGCGAUUGGAAAAUGCCGCAUUGGCUUCCAGCCCCUGCCCUGCUUCGCGCCCGGUAAUGUCGGCAUCGUGGCGAAGUCGGGUACUCUGAGUUAUGAGACUGUUGCAUCGACCACGCGGGCAGGCCUGGGCCAGAGUCUUUGCAUCAGCAUGGGAGGUGAUGUCCUCGCUGGGACGAACUUCGUUGAUGCGUUGAAGAUAUUCGAGAAUGAUCCCGACACCGAGGGAAUCAUUCUUGUUGGCGAGAUUGGUGGAACGGCGGAGAUUGAUGCGGCGGAAUGGAUUAAGGAUUAUCGACGGAGGAGUUCGAAUCCUAAACCCAUCAUGGCUCUUGUCGGUGGUCGAUACGCACCUCCAGGCCGUAUCAUGGGCCAUGCAGGCGCAUGGACGGCCCCUGGAGAGCCGGAUGCAAGCGCCAAAUACAAGGCUCUGGAGAACGCUGGAGCGGUCAUGGUCAACCACCCCGAGGACUUUGGGGAGGGAAUGAAGACUCUAUUCAGUAACCGGGGGCGUGUCCAAGGAUCAACGUCCGCCAAUCCGGCCAACCAGAAACGAGGUCUCCAUACAAUGAGACGCGUGGCCCUUAGAAACACCAGACCGCAGUUCCUACCACAGUCACAGACUCGCUCCCUUUACAUCAAACAAUUCCAAGCCCUCGACAUGCUGAAACAGAAAUCCGUCCCCGUUAUCGACGCGCCACCUUCGGACUCGGAUAUCUUCCUGUCCUUGACCGUCGAUAGAACAGCACUAACACCCUGCGUUGUAGCCUCAACCAAGGCAGAUUUCGACCGCUCACACACAGCCCGUUUCCCAUUCCCCUACAAAACCCCAGACUUCAAUACCUCAAACCCUCUGAUUGGAAAUAUUGCAUCUCAAUUACAACUCCCGGAAACUGCACAUGGAGGGCUAGCGAACUUAGUCCAAGCCUUGUGGCAGAUCUUCAAGGAAAAAGAAGCGUAUCUGCUCGAAGUCCGAGCUAACCCUUCCACGCAAGGGACCUUGGAAGUACGAGGCGCGCGCUUCGGAUUUGACGAUGCUGCGUUCAGAAGCUCAGGGCGUCAAGCCGAGGUUCAUCAAUUGAGAAACACCGCCCAGGAAGUCCCUGAGGAAGUCGAGGCAGAGAAAGAUGGCAUCGUCUAUGUCAAGUACGUUAUACCUUCCGAUACAAAGCACCUUGAUCCUGACAUUAUACUCACAAGACUCAAAACAGACUCGACGGCGAAGGCAGUAUCGGCACCUUAGUAAACGGCGCCGGCCUGGCAAUGAAUACAGUCGACGCACUAACCCUCCACGGCGGCCACUGCGCCAACUUCCUCGACACCGGCGGAAAAGCCACAUCGGAGACCGUCAAGUCAUCUUUCCGGAUCAUCGUCUCGGAUGCGCGCGUGAAGGCCAUUUUCGUCAACAUCUUCGGCGGCUUAACGCGGUGUGACAUGAUCGCUGAAGGGAUCAUCAUGGCAUUCCGGGACUUGGACAUGAGCGUACCUGUUGUGGUGAGAUUGAGGGGGACGAAUGAGGAGGAGGGGCAGAAGAUGAUUGCCGAGAGUGGCCUUCCUCUCCACGCCUUUGAUAAAUUUGAAGAUGCGGCAAAGAAGGUGAUCGGUCUUGCUGGAGGGAAGCCCUCUAGUGCAUGAUAUAGAGUGUUUCGUUACUAGGUGGAAUAGAUAGCGGUAGAUGCCAAG
Molecule: messenger RNA, 1762 nt
Organism: Aspergillus melleus
Lineage: Eukaryota; Fungi; Ascomycota; Eurotiomycetes; Eurotiales; Aspergillaceae
Exons: 5
Coding region: 24-1322 (432 amino acids)
Biological process (GO): tricarboxylic acid cycle
Cellular component (GO): mitochondrion; succinate-CoA ligase complex (ADP-forming)
Molecular function (GO): succinate-CoA ligase (ADP-forming) activity; succinate-CoA ligase (GDP-forming) activity
Source: RefSeq, a predicted model, not a curated record